This is a messenger RNA of Rhipicephalus microplus (southern cattle tick), 8558 nucleotides long. Its product is annotated as N-acyl-phosphatidylethanolamine-hydrolyzing phospholipase D. Gene Ontology annotation, cellular component: cytoplasm; membrane-bounded organelle. Gene Ontology annotation, biological process: N-acylphosphatidylethanolamine metabolic process; N-acylethanolamine metabolic process. The record is from RefSeq and is a predicted model, not a curated record. NCBI's taxonomy places the organism in Eukaryota, Metazoa, Arthropoda, Arachnida, Ixodida, Ixodidae. Gene Ontology annotation, molecular function: N-acylphosphatidylethanolamine-specific phospholipase D activity.
UACUCCCCUCAACGCUUAACUAUGUAACCUCCAAGUGCACACAACUAAAUGUGAGCACCCACUUACAUGCCACUUACGUUGAAUGAAAUUUAACGUUAUUGUUUCGUCUUCUCUGCAGCUGACUGCCCUGUCACCACACGCUUCUAGCAUGCGUGAAACGAGCUCACGGUCACGGAGCGGACAGCCGCGCCGGUCCGACAGCCAGGCACAGCCGCGCCGGUCCGCGCCACCGUCACCGCAGCCCAAAUCGGGCACCACUAGCCCUUCGGACACGUCGGACUACCACUCGGAUCAGUCGCUAGGCAGCGGGGACCUCCAACAGCAGCAGCAGCAGCAAUUGAGGCCCGCCGUCAUUCGCCGCUGUUCCUUAAUAUGCUCCUCGGGGUCGGAUCAGUUCACAUUUGACAGUCGGGCCGAUCCAAACGACCCUGGAACGCCCAGGGUGCCCAGUGGGCGUAGUAGUGGAGGUGACCUCCCAGGUGUCCACACCAUUAAACGCAACACACUGCUGCAUCCCGAAGGCCAGGCCAACCUUCAACGCUCCGUGUGCGUGAACGGACGCUUCCAGAACCCAUGGCCAACGUGGCGACCUCCCACGGUCACUAACAUCUUCAAGUUUGGCCUGUCGCGCGACAACAGCAACGUGCCUCCAAAGCAGGAGCUGGACUUGGUGUUGCCGGUGCUGAAGCCUCGGUUCCAGGAUCCGCCCAUGGAGGGAGUGCGCAUCACGUGGCUCGGCCACUCCACAGCGCUGCUUCAGAUGAAAGGCGUCAAUGUGCUGACGGACCCUAUGCUGAGCGAGCGCGCCUCGCCCAGCCAGCUACUGGGGCCCAAGCGUUUCCGCGAGGCUCCCUGCACUGUUGCCGACCUGCCUCGAAUUGACGCGGUCGUCAUCUCCCACAACCACUACGACCACCUAGACCUCAACACCGUACACCAGCUCAAUGCCAGGUUUGAAGAAACGUUGCGGUGGUUCGUUCCGCUAGGCCUGACAGCCUGGAUGGAGCAGCUGGGCUGUGAGAACGUGGUGGAGCUCGACUGGUGGCAUGAGGGCCACCUGGCCACCGAGGACAACGACCUCUCAUUUGUCUUCGUGCCAGCGCAGCACUGGUGCAAACGCACUAUCAGCGACGACAACAAGGUGCUGUGGGGAGGUUGGUGUGUGAUCAGCCCAGAGUACCGAUUCUACUUUGCGGGCGACACAGGCUACUGUGACGUGUUCAAGCAAAUUGGCCAGAGAUAUGGACCUUUUGACCUGGCCGCCAUUCCCAUCGGAGCCUACGAACCCAGGUGGUUCAUGAAGUAUCAACACGUAAACCCGGAGGAAGCUGUGCUCAUUCACAAGGAUGUACGCAGCCGUGCCUCGCUGGCAGUGCACUGGGGCACCUUCACACUCGCCAAUGAGUACUACCUCGACCCCCCAGUGAAACUACGAGAAAGUCUCGAUCGACACGGCAUAUCGCCCCGUGAAUUCUUCACCCUCAAACAUGGAGAGUCGCGACUGUUGCACGCGGCACCUCCUAACCGAACGUCUCGUGCGCUACCCUGACGACAGUGAUAAGAUGUGCUGAAGCAGUGCUUGCUGCAUCUUAAACGCUUGGUCUCACGGCAAUGUCCCGAUUACCGGCGCCCCAUCGUGAGCCCAUCGACAACCGGCAACAAUGCGAAAGAAGACAGGCUUGCCACGUCUGGCUGCGCAUGCGACAGUGACACCACUCACGCCCAAAAAGCGGUUGAUUGUAAUCAGCUAGACAAAAAGCCUUCUUCAAAAGCCGCUCCUCUUUUUUUUUCUCUCCUGGUGCAAGCAAUCACGUUGAAGGCUCGGAGGCUUCGUCUUAUGAAGACAUCCACAGCAGCCUUGCAAUCGGCUGCUGCAUUUUGAUUUGUGUGUGUAUGUGUGAGUGUAUGGCAUGUACAAAUGUCUACUGCAGAGUAACUUUUGAAGUGUCGUUUCUGAGGGAAAUCGUCCAACUCUUUUUGAUAGGCACAUACUUUUGAGGGUUGUAAAAUGAAUGACAAUGAAACAAGGCGAUUAACCUGUGCCUUAUGGGAUAGCAGACACUCGCUGCUGCAUCCAAUCAAGGGUGUGUUUUUUUAAAAUGAGUUGUUGUUACUGCUGUUGUGCGUUUGUUAAUUUUCGCUGUUUCUGGUGGUGAAACAAAGAUGGCAGAAAAAAACCUUUUAUAUUUGUCGACUCUGCAUGUUGCACUAAAAAUGUCAGAAAGAACAGCGAUUUGCCUAUUCAAAUGCUGCUUAUCGAAAAGAAAUCAUUUUGCAGUAUUGUUAAGUAUUUUCCUGCACCGUCCUAAAGCUAAAGGCCCUUGCUUGAAAAUAUGCAGUUUAGCACGUUGCCAAGCAGUUAAAGUUUUACGUCAUCCUACGCGCGGAGCAUUUGUGGUGCACACCUACAUGAGUAGAAUUAUUUCCAUUUUUACGAAUAUCUGAGACCUAUUCGCUCGAAAGAAGCUGGUCAUGCCUUUGCCAGUUCAUUCAGAGCAUUUACACAACAUCGAAGUCAAGGUAAACUUCCACACCAAGCUCUCUCUGCUAUUGAUUUUUGCCUGCUACACCACACCCUGUGUGAAUAUGUUGUCUUAUCUCAGAGAGUAUCUCCAUGAUUUUGUUGUGAUAACGAUCAUCAAGUAAUCAGUGACCGGUGAACUGCUCUGCCCCGGUGAGGUGACUAACAAAGCAGCUAAAUAGAAUGUAACUAGCAUUCAGCGUUUUUAGGUGCCACGAUUUUCUCACUUUGGCCCAUAACUCGCUUUUUAAUGGCCACAUUUUUCACAUAUUGUUGUUCUUGCAAACAAAAAAACAUAUAUAAAAAAGGUACACAACUUGUUAAGAAACUCGGUUAACACUAUAGUAAGCAUUCACUCAAUUUCAUUGAUUUAUUAGCUUACGAACCUUAUACAAUGUUCACCAUUUGUUGCUGCAGUGACAUGUAUGCGUGUAAUUUUGUUAUGGUGACUUGUCCAUGUUUCAUCCAAGUGCAUUCACGAUUCCCAAAAGAAAUGGUUUGUUUGACAUGGCCAGUGUCUGUAAAUCAUUACUGCAGAUUCAUGUAUUUGUCUGGCUGCAAGAAAGUUGUUGGCUUCUCGUACUUGUGAGCAAGCAUAAUUCGAGUGCAUAUCCGGUGUACGCGUUGCUGUAACGAUACAUGUUCUGCUGCUGUUGCUGAUAGCGUAACAGUAUGACAGCAUUCACACACUUGAGAUUUCGCAUUUUUGCAUUUGUAUCUCUUUAGUCAAUUUGGUGACAUUCGAUGUCCUGAAGCAUUUUUUUUUCCAAGUACAGAGAUGUAUGACAUGUUACAUACAGUUCCGAAAUUUUCUCGUGCCUCACUACAUGAGAAGGAGUUUCUACGAAUGUACUAACCGGUGUCUAAUGUGAUGUUGUUCGUUUAAAGUGUAACUGCAAAGCAAAACAGAGUAAGCGGUGCUCACAUAAUGUUUACGCAGUAUGCAUCACUUGUACGCUGUCCCUCUCAAGAAGUCUCAUCUGUGUAAACUCAUUUUUGCAAUGUCAGGAUGAACUUCAUGCCAUGGAAAUGGCGCUUUACUGCUCUCUAUUAUUUUUUUUCCCGCAGCUCACAGCUUCAAAGUGUUUCAUUGUUUGAAUAAUGUUCCACAUGUCCAACCCUACGUAUGCCAUGCCAUGUCAAACGGAGGUUCCUUUACAAUUUUAUUGAAACUGGAACUGCGCUUAUGACACGUUCAAGAUAACGUGCUUUAGCAUGGAGAGUAUGAAUAUCGAGUACUCACAGAAGUCGUUAACAUAGCAAUCUUUGUUCUCAGUUCAAGUGCCUCGGUUCAAGUGACUUAUGAAGGCACAAUUGCUCUCAUGGCUUGCAAACUUUUUAAAAUUAAAGAUGCGAGACAUAUUGGUUUUAAAUGUCAGCUGUGGAAUGUAACGUACAUAAUUAUUACGUGAGCAACAUACCCUCUGACAGCAGCAAAGAUGGAACAGCGAAUGUCUUGCAGUUUAAUUUAAGCACUAUGAGAAAGUGCUGCAAAAUAUCACACAUGAACAAUUUCAUUUAAAUGUAAAAAAAAUUUACACAUUUUUUUCAAGAUAACAAGUUGUAACAUGCAAAACAUUCAAUGGAGUGAAACAGAGGGCAAAAUACCAAAUGCGACUUAUUUAUUGGUAUUGCUAUAACAAUGAAUAACCAACAUUAGCCAAUAGUUCACCAGCGUUAGGCAGUGCUAACCAGUACAAGCCACUGCUGCUAAUAUGUUCAAGGCUCCUUCACAUGAAAAACGCAAUUUUUUCUAAAUAUUAAAUAUAUGUUCAAGGCUCCUUCACAAGAAGUACACAAUUUCUUCUCAAUAUUAUAUAAUAUUUAGUGUAUAUUUUGUCACUACAACAAUUUUAAGUGAGUUCAUAUGUGCUAUUUCACCCUGCUCGAGAUUUUAUUUUUUCUGUUUUUUUAGCAUGUAACUUUGUUUUCUUGAUGUGAACUUCAAGCUGCUUCUAAGAUCCCAAUCUGGCUUUUAUACAAUGCUUCAGAUCAGUAUUGGUAACAAAAUUUCGUUAGAGAUCACUUUAAUUAAAGAAAUUCCAAUUUCCCUCUACUUACUGAAAGACCAUUUUAUUGAAAGUCUUUGAACAAGUCUCUCAGUACCGCUAUGCCUAAUCUGCGGGAAAGUCCGUGCGUUAACAUAUCACCAAACGAACACGAUUACAAGCGAGCUGUGUGCUGACAUCUGGGGCAGUGUGUUCCAGCGAAGAGUCUUUGAUAAGGGAUGCGUUGCAUUUAAUAAGAACGUUUUCUUCACUUUUUAGGCUAGUUAAUCAAGCACAAGUCAAACGAGGGCUCACUGCUUUUAUGUGCUUUCACAAGCAUUUGUAUGGCGGUGCUAAUUGACGCAUCACAUGGCACCCAUCUUGGUUAAAAAUUUGUCCUAAGCACGACUUUAUGAAAAAGCAGAGGACAAGGUGACACAAGUGCAUACCUACAUCAACUAGCCUUACUGGACAUUCUUUCCAAUGCCUUAAUUUUUUUUUUUUUCUGGGGCACUAAUAUUCAAAGCGUAUAACACUUUGCAUUUAGAAAUGCGAAAGAAAAGUCGGAAGUUUUUGCCAGAGAGAAGUGCUAAUGUUUAUGAACAUAAUUUUUUUUUGGGGGGGAGGGCUUCAGAAGUGGAAUAUUGGGUUGGGAACCACCCCCCAUCCCCUCUUACGCCCCCUUCUUGUUUCGACUACCCCCGGCUUCUGUUAUCCUCACACGGGACAAACCUAAUAUUCGCACCAAUCCGUACAGUGACUCUUACUGCUGACCCGUAACCAAUAGAUCAGUCACUUAUAAGCCAUGAAUGUGCACAGAUUCUUUAUGGCCACAAAUUCCCUGAUCCCCGAGAUCACGUUCCCAUCAGGGCCCAUUUUUCAUAUCUGAAUCGUUGUUAGAGUUAUCCAAACCAGGUGCAGAAGCAUUCUCCUUUUUGCUGAGCCAUCAUUUAAAUCUUAUAUGGCACAUUGCAUUGCUGUUCUUAGCCUUAGAGUACUGUUAACGGGCGAUUGGCAAGAUGCAAAUUACCGCAUUACGGGGAAGCCGACCGAAUCUUUCACAUCUGCAAAUGCUUCUAGCCCCUCACCCUACCUCUCCCCCCACUUAGAAAGCACUUCUGAAUCCUGUGGUUUUCCAUGCGAUGACAAGUUCUCACAGUAUCAGAAUUCUUACAGAAUUCUGAGCGUGAGUGCUGUCUCAGGUUUUUUUAAGUACUGCUUUGAUUUUCUUAUUGUAUUGCACCAAGUUCAGCUUUUUUGUACUGAUGUGCGAUAAGGUGAUGAAGGUUUUGUCAGUAUUUGUUGUGUUUUUUUCUUCGCUAUAGAAUCUUCCUCUCAUUGUCCUUUGCUUCUUCUGUUCCAAGAACAAGUCAAAUAUCCUCCCCGUGGCGGAAACACCCGAGCAAAGAUUUAACCAAAAAUUGUGCCUUGGCAAUUGUUUUUUGCAUUUUCCCACUGGCACAUCAUAGAGAAUUGCACUAGGUUUCAGACAAGUCAAUAGUUGGAGCGAGACGCAGCAUGAGGAACACUAGAGUGACUACAGUACUAGCAGGGUGAGGCACACUACCCAUGGCACAAUCUGUACAAAGCAGCAGCGGCUAAGAUCAUCAGCCCAUUAUUAUGCGGCGUUCCUAUGACAUCUAAUCGAAAUGCAGAAAGAUUACUUUUACAGAGGGUGCGCCAAAUAAUAACUCUGAGGAAUAAAAUUGAUGAUCCAUAUAAUGUAGCCAACUGAAGCCAGUUAACAAGGUUAACAGAAGUAAAAUGAGAAGGAAAUACAAAAUAUGGAGUGAUAUAGCUCCAAAUUCCUUGGGUGGCUUUCCUAAAAACUUUGUUUCGGCUUUGACUUGUUGGAACAGUGUUGAUUUUUGGUUACUUCAGUCGAAAAUGAAAGAAAGACCAGUUUGCCGGGUAGUCUCGAAAACUUGACGCAUGACGCUACGUGAUGAUGCUGCUGGCUUAACCAAUAAGCAUACCAGUGGUGCCGCCCGGUGUACCGGUGACAGUGCCAACGAUUGAAACCGCACAUGACUACUGGACAUGACGGUGGCAUGAACGGUGCAAAAUCGACUUGCAAAAAAUGAUGAAAGCAUGUGAAAGGUCAGUUAUGCACUGUUAACACUGCCUACCAUUCACAAGCUACAGCCAACUAGGUCACAUUACCAUUUGUAUACUGCUACGCAAGAAAAUUAUAAAGAAAAAGUCUGACGUUCACUAGCAUUUAUCCAUUAGCCAGUCUUUCACUGAACAAACACUAGAAGAGUUCAGAAGAGGGAACUACUGAGCUUAUAAAGUACAACAUUCUCCAUACUACACGGGAAUAAUCUGCAGAUUCAUCCAUUUCAACGUUUACGUCCAGCAUACAGCAAAGAACGUACCCUGCCCCCUGACAAACUGUGAUUCUUUUAGGAUGUAUCAGAUGGAAAAUGCUAAUAGAAAUUUUAAUUGCAUUUUGCCUCUUUCAUGCUUCUUUUCUGUCAAGCAUGAAGAAACACACAGAUGUGGAAAAUUUUCUAAAGAGAAGGGUAUUGGGCGGUGAGCAUUGAAUUGGGUGUGCGAACCAUCAAUGCCUUGGAGCAAGGAGUGCAGAAAUGAGCCUGCCGAUAUAGUUAAUUAAAAAAAACAUGAUUGAAAUUAUCGUUUAGUCACGGCACAUUUGUUUGAAUAUGUCCUACUAAUUUAUAUAAUAAAAGUCAAGUUUUUGUUUUGUAAAACAAAUUCGACAUCUGUGUGUCUGCACUAACACAUCCUAAAGCAGUGGGUUCACCUCUUCGUCAUAGUUUUUUUUUUUUUCACAUCAGUUCUAGUCUUCAAAAGGCUGGAUGGGUGAUUCUCAAAAAUGCUAGACAUCUAACAUGGUUAAUUUUUUCAUGGGUGACAUUACUGCAGAGGAUUUUUUCUAUAGUCCAUAAUCUGUAAACUUUCGCACAAGAACUUGAUGAACUAUGGGAAUUCUUAUGUUAUUCUACGCAUUGAUCUUUUACUGGGAAAGGCGUAACUGGUCAGAAUCAUGUUUUACUGGGAAGGGUUUAAUUACUAUAAAUGUGUGAAUAAUUAAACUAUGCUCUAAAGUAUGUACUAUAACAAUUAAGCACACCAAGUGAAGAAAAGAGCAUUUAUUACUUAUGCGGACUCUGACACUCUAUUGUGGGGCUUUUUCGUGGGCUCAUGCCUUCUAGGCCAACGCAGUUUUUCUGCAUUAGGAGCAUACGUGUGAUACAAUAUAUAGCCCACAAUAAGGCACAGACAAGGCUAACCAGGGGGUUGUUCUUUACUUAUGCUAAAAAUGACACACAUGCUAAACAACCCCGGUUAACAUCAUCAUUGUAUAGUUGAUUGCGCAACUGGCCAGUUAAACUGCACUGUAAUCACAGACCCACCUCUUUAACUCGUCAAGCAUCAAUGAGCAAAAAGAAUACUGUUUUACUCGAAGGCGAAAAUUUGUUUCCUUAAAGCAAGCACAGUGAGACACACGUUGUGCAAACAACACAAAAAAAGGUACAUGCAUAACGAAGCCACUAGCGACAUGACAUGUAUGAUGAAGACCGAUCAUAAUGUUUGUUCCCACGUGUCAACGAACGCUGCCUUCAUGUUAAUAUGUCAGCAUGGAACAAUGCAUAGCCCAUAAAAAUUAAGUUUUCUUCUGUCACUAGACACAAUGUGACCAUGCUGCUUGUUAUACUGUGCACUUAAGCAUUACUAUACAAUAUAACUAAACACCUGUUGUAGCAAGUGUUACAAGGCUCAUUCAUGCAUGUCUCUCUCCAAAUCUUUUUUUUUUCUUUGACUGUGCACCUGGUAACUGGCCCUUACUCUGUAUAAUUUUGUACAACGAAGUGUAAAACAUUGUCUAGAACUAGCUGUUCAAAGUGACGCUCUUACUGUAUCUGAAGCCCUUUGUCUCGGUGCCUGCAGCUCUAAGGAAUUGCCAGGGCCGAGCUCAUGAAAAACAUAUUUUUUAGUGCCUACAGUGACUCGUCAAAAUUUGCAAGAUCAGUACCCAAGUGCACUGUUGAAUUGAACAAUAAAGAGUUUAGUCUUGUUAUACA